Molecule: messenger RNA, 1507 nt
Organism: Tripterygium wilfordii
Lineage: Eukaryota; Viridiplantae; Streptophyta; Magnoliopsida; Celastrales; Celastraceae
Product: dolichyl-phosphate beta-glucosyltransferase
Exons: 10
Coding region: 90-1097 (335 amino acids)
Cellular component (GO): endoplasmic reticulum membrane
Source: RefSeq, a predicted model, not a curated record
AUGUUAAAUCCGCUGAAUGCCUGAAACGGAUAGUUGAUAGUCGUAAAUUGUGGGGGAAGACGUGCGAGAAGAAGAUACGGAAACUGAGAAUGGGGUUUUUAUGGACGGUCGCAGAGCUGCUAGCGGCUCUGAUUCUGAUCGUCCUUUCAGGGUUGUUGUCUGCGAUCGUCUUUGAAGCUUAUAGAAGAAGACACAAUCACGCUCACGUUGAAGCUCCCGCUAUGUUCGAGGAUCCGAAUUCGUUGAAACAGGUUCCAUGCCCUAAUAUUCUUGAUCCAGCAGAGAAAUAUAUUUCUUUGAUCGUUCCUGCUUUUAAUGAAGAGCAUAGGCUGCCAGGAGCUCUUGAGGAGACCAUGAAUUAUCUUCAACAACGUGAAGCAAAGGACAAAUCGUUUUCUUAUGAGGUGAUCAUAAUUGAUGAUGGAAGUGCUGAUGGAACUAAGAGAGUUGCUUUUGACUUUGUAAGAAAACAUGUUGUCGAUAAUGUGAGGGUUGUCCUUCUUGGAAGAAAUCAUGGAAAGGGUGAAGCUAUUAGAAAAGGAAUGCUUCAUUCACGUGGUGAAUUACUUCUAAUGCUGGAUGCGGAUGGUGCAACCAAAGUUAAUGACCUAGAAAAGUUAGAGACUCGGAUUCAUGAAGUUGCGAGACAGCAGUUUCAUCUAGGAGAUAAGUCGACCAGUGAGUCUAGUUUUAGAAUAUCUGAUGUCCCAAUUGCUGCAUUUGGUUCUCGUGCUCAUCUUGAGGAGAAGGCUCUGGCUUCAAGGAAGUGGUAUCGUAACUUUCUUAUGAAGGGUUUUCAUCUUGUUGUUCUUUUGACUGCGGGUCCAGGAAUUCGUGAUACCCAGUGUGGAUUUAAGAUGUUUACCAGGAGUGCUGCACGGAAGCUCUUCACUAACAUUCGUUUGAAAAGGUGGUGCUUUGAUGUGGAAUUAGUCUUCCUGUGCAAAUGGUUUGGCAUUCCUAUUGUUGAAAUAUCAGUGAACUGGUGUGAAAUCCCUGGAUCCAAGGUGAACCCACUGAGCAUUCCCAACAUGCUGUGGGAGCUUGCUCUCAUGUCUGUAGGAUACCGGACUGGAAUAUGGAAAAUAUACAACUGACAUAACAGAGUUAAUCUGUGGGGGUAAGCAUUGUGAUCUCCUAUGCCUCAGUUAACCUAAUAGAACGCUGGAGAGUAAAUUGGGAGCUGAUUACGCAGCGGUUGGCUACACAGGCCUUUGAGAAUGCUUUUUUCCAAUCUGGAUUUUCCAUAUCAUGUGAUCUUGAAAUGCAAGACUUGGUCUAACCUUCUGAUUUGAUCUAUACGUGUAAGCUACUUUGUCUCUUAUAUUUUUCCCCCUUGAUUGAUUAGUUAAGAGGUAAGCGUGGUACACGCACACAAAUGAAUGAUCGGGGACACAAUGUUUAUUGAAGUUGGAUCCAAUCUCACUUAUUGGAUUUUCAUUGUAAUACAGCAUGACCAUGACUGUCCUAACAUGAUUGGUUCUUCCCUAAUUUGUGUUUCUGUUUU